CCUCGCUGGAGUCCAUCGGGUAGGUGGUUCGAGGGUCACGAGGUCGUUGCGUCUCGUGCAUUUGCACCUACUCGCAAGGUUCUCUUCACAUUAAAGCUUUGCGACUUUAUUGCCAGCUUGAAGGCCGCUAGCCUUGAAUUUGGCAAUACAAUUGGUCGGCUCCUAACCGUGAGGGCAAUUGAGUAGAGGCAGCCGAUCUGCGAUCUGAAGGAGAAGUAUUUCAUGAUCAAAAGCAAGAAGAAUGGCCGCAUUAGGAAGGCGCCUGCGGCUACUUGAUAGAUGCACCGUCGAUAUUAAGAAGAUGUCUACGACUCUUUGAUGGAUGCACCAUCAAUUUGGUGAUGUUUCAUGUCUUGAUUUAUGUAUUUUCACUGGGCGUAUGUUUUGUGACGUCGUGAUCCAUGUGUGAGGGGUUUGCGAUUGUAGCAUGUUUCAAGAUUAAGAUACAAUGGAUUGAGAGUGCCCUAAGAAUAUUUGAUUGCAAAUUACUUCGAUAUUCAGUAUUCCGCAAAGUUGGAUCUCGGGUUGCUUAGCUACCAAGCUUUCUUUAGUUAUUAUAUGACAGAAAAUCAUGGCAUCUAUUAGCAUUGACAUAAUUUUGGUUAAUACUAAUUAUUUGCAUGUAUGCCAAGUAUUUACAUUAUAGGGCAAAAUAUAUUGGUGUUUACUGAUUAACAAGCCCAUAAGUAGCACAAUUUUAAUGCAUCCACAGAUAAUGCAAAAAUGUUGGUCCUCCUGCCUUGUAUUCCGGUUGGGCCAUUUUUUUUUGUUCGAGCUGGUUUGAGUCAAAGAUUGAAACAAUUAGCAACACACCGCCUUGGCAUUAUCAAGCACGGAUUAAUUACCCUACGCCUAUAUAUUCACCUCUCUCCGUCAACCAAAACACACCUCCAGUUCAGUAGAAGUGACAUAUCGCUGCAAACAAAGAAAAAAAAAGAAGUAACACACGCACACCGAUGAUUACCAUGGGAAAGUUGCUCACUUUUUUGCUAUGCAUUUUGCUGUUUGAAGGGUGGAUGGUCCAGUCGGUUCCUUAUGAUUAUACCGCGAGCAUUAAGUGCUUGAGCAGCCCGAUGGGAGCUCUGUACAAAGGCGGCAUUAUCGAGAACAGCGAGUUCGACGGCGGCCUGACGGGCUGGUCGGUGCCCUGGGGCGUGACGGCCAACGUGAGCAGCUCGCCGUCCGGCAACAACUUCGCGUCAGCGAGCAACAAUGGCCAGCCGUCGCGCAGCGUCUACCAGAAGAUCCAGAUGGAAACCAACCACCACUACUCCCUCUCGGCAUGGUUGCAGGUUUCUUCGGGUACGGCGGUGGUGAGAGCGGUCUUCAAGGAUCCCAGCGGCGCGUUCAUCGCCGGUGGAGCCACCGUCGCCAGGUCCGGCUGCUGGAGCAUGCUCAAGGGCGGCAUGACCGCUUCUUCUUCCGGCCCAGCCGAGCUCUUCUUCGAGGCCGAUGGUACGGUGGACAUCUGGGUGGACAGCGUGUCUCUGCAGCCCUUCUCCUUCGCCGAGUGGGAAGAGCACCGCCGUCUGUCGGCCGGCAAGGCCCGCCGGAGCGCCGUCAAGGUGGUCGCCCGCGCCGCCGACGGCGCCCCACUGCCGAACGCCAACCUGAGGGUCCAGCUACUCCGGCCCGGGUUCCUGUUCGGCAACGCCAUGACCAAGGAGAUCCUCGACAUCCCGGCCUACGAGCAGUGGUUCACAUCCCGGUUCACCGUGGCCAGCUUCGAGAACGAGAUGAAGUGGUACAGCACCGAAUGGAGGAAGAACCGGGAGGACUACGGCGUCCCGGACGCCAUGCUGCGGCUCGCCCAGAAGCACGGCAUCGCGGUGCGCGGCCACAACGUGCUCUGGGACACCAACGACACGCAGCUGUCGUGGGUGAAGCCGCUGGGCGUGCCCCAGCUGAAGGCGGCCAUGAGGAAGCGCAUCAGCUCCGUGGUGUCGCGGUACGCCGGCAAGGUGAUCGCGUGGGACGUGAUGAAUGAGAACCUCCACGGGAGCUUCUUCGAGAGCAGGCUCGGCCCCAACGCGUCGGCCGAUGUGUACCGGCGGGUGGCGCGGAUCGACCGGACGGCGACGCUCUUCAUGAACGAGUACGGCACGCUGGAGCAGCCGGCGGACGUGGCCGCCAUGUCCAGCAAGUACGUCGCCAAGCUGAGGCAGAUACGCUCCUACCCCGGCAACCGCCGCCUCAAGCUCGCCGUCGGCCUCGAGAGCCACUUCGGCACGCCCAACAUCCCCUACAUGAGGGCGACGCUGGACAUGCUCGCGCAGCUCAAGAUCCCCAUCUGGCUCACCGAGGUGGACGUCUCCCCGAAGGCCGGCCCCUACGUGCCGGACUACCUGGAGGAGGUGCUGAGGGAAGGGUACGGCCACCCCAAGGUGGAGGGGAUGGUGAUGUGGGCGGCCUGGCACGCGCAGGGCUGCUGGGCCAUGUGCCUCAUGGACAACAACUUCAACAAUCUUCCCGCCGGUGACCGCGUCGACAAGCUCAUCGCUGAAUGGAGGGCACACCCGGAGGGCGCCACCAUGGACGCCAACGGCGUCACCGAGCUGGACCUCGUCCACGGCGAGUACAACUUCACGGUCACCCACCCGUCUUUUGACAAGCCCACCGUGCGCACUUUGACGGUGGACGCGUCGUCGUCUGCGGUGGAGCACACUAUAGACAUCAAGGUGUAGCUAGGGACUAGGGAUCGGACACAUACACAAUACACAACAGCUUAGUUUCGUCUCCUAUACAAUAUAUUCUUGAGAAGAAUU
Molecule: messenger RNA, 2765 nt
Organism: Hordeum vulgare subsp. vulgare (domesticated barley)
Lineage: Eukaryota; Viridiplantae; Streptophyta; Magnoliopsida; Poales; Poaceae
Product: endo-1,4-beta-xylanase 5-like
Exons: 5
Coding region: 957-2684 (575 amino acids)
Biological process (GO): carbohydrate metabolic process
Molecular function (GO): hydrolase activity, hydrolyzing O-glycosyl compounds
Source: RefSeq, a predicted model, not a curated record